AUGGAGAAGCUUGUUUUCAAUAUCUUGAACCGAAUGUACUGUCUUCUUACUAACUUCAGGCAAAAGCCUCUCACGAAUCCUCCGUGGAACUCUCGUCACCGCCGGAGGAAUCUCCUUCACGAUUUCGAGAAAUCGAUCUUUCUCCAUUGUUUAGAUCAAAUCAGUGAACGAUCUCAGGAAAGAGAGGAGGAAGAAGAAGACGAAGACCUCUGGAGUUGCUUGGGACCUCUGGAGGCUUUUCUCGGUGCUGGAGCUUCCAGGCAGCUACGAGUUAACAAACAGGCGGCGGUGGUGGCUGCAACAAGGAAUGGUAGUUGGAAUUUGCCGGCGGCAAGAUCUCACAGUGUUGAGACUCUCCACAUCACCUUGACUUCAAUCUCUCCACCGCAAAGCGAACUUGGUCCUGACCGCCAUCUCUGGAUACAAGGAAAUGGAGAUUUCGGGGACACCUUCUCUUCCAAAGUCACUUGGGAGCUCCUCCGUAACCCUGCUCCUAUAGUUCCGUGGAGUCCUGUGGUCUGGUUUAAGGAACAUGUUCCCCGGAACUCUUUCAUUGCCUGGUUGGCUCUGCUUCGUCGUUUACCCACAAGAGACAGGCUGCGUAGGUGGGGAAUGUCAGUCCCUGAGACGUGUGUGCUCUGUUCUUCUGGUAUAGAAACUCACCAUCAUCUCUUCUUCGAGUGUGCUUUCUCAUCCAGUAUCUGGUCGUUCUUCGCCUCGCGAGUCUUUCCAUCUCCUCCCGCCGAUCUCCAUUCAGCCGCCUCUUGGAUAGCUCUUCAUAGAGCCCCGUCCUCUCCGUCAGCGAAUCCGUUAAUCAAGCUGAUUUUUCAGGCCUCAAUCUACCUAAUCUGGAAGGAACAGAAUCAGCGGAUCUUCAAAGCGGAAUUUGCUUCCGGCGGAACUAUCCGACGAUCACUUGACCGCUUUCUGCGUGACCGGUUGCUGUCUUUCCCGACAAGGAACCCGCUUGAUCCUUCAAUGCUGGAGUUUUAUUUUACGUGUAUUAGACCUCCUUGA
This is a messenger RNA of Microthlaspi erraticum, 1017 nucleotides long. Lineage: Eukaryota; Viridiplantae; Streptophyta; Magnoliopsida; Brassicales; Brassicaceae. The record is from the annotation of a GenBank genome assembly.